Messenger RNA from Lathyrus oleraceus (garden pea), 1161 nucleotides. RefSeq lists its product as uncharacterized. Bases 1 to 1161 code for a protein of 386 amino acids. The transcript has a single exon. NCBI's taxonomy places the organism in Eukaryota, Viridiplantae, Streptophyta, Magnoliopsida, Fabales, Fabaceae. The record is from RefSeq and is a predicted model, not a curated record. Gene Ontology annotation, molecular function: protein binding.
AUGGAAGUGCCUCAAGACAUUGUUUUUGAGAUAUUUUCAUGGUUACCUGCAAAAAGUAUUUGUAAGUUCAUGUCAACUUGCACUCCAUUAUCUAACUUUUCAAAAGAAAUAUUUUUCAAAACAAAACAGGCUCGGAAUUUGUUGGGGACAGAUGAUUCAUGUUUUUUUAUUCAACCUGAUCAAGUUAGUCAAAGGUAUGAAAAAAAAAUUGAAUUGCUUUCUUUACCUAAAGAGCGACCAUCUUCGGGUGUCCCCUAUAAUGCUCUUGCAUUCUUAUCAAAUUUUGUGUGUGUAUUAGAUUCAAGUAAUGGUUUGCUUCUUUGUCACACAAUUAAUGACCACUCAAUUGAGUUGUUUAUAUGCAACCCAAUUACAAAAUCUUGUUUUUUCAUUCAUACUCCAGAGUCACUUCAAAAAAAUCGUGAUUUUUGUAAUAUAAAUCUUAUGUUAGAUUGCUCUCACAGAUCUUUAAAUGAUUUCAAAGUGUUUCUUUUUGAAGUUACACCGGAUUGGUGGCCAACAUGUUAUAGAUGCAAUGUUUAUCAUGGUAAAGAAGGUGUGUGGAAAAUAAUGGAACAUAGUUUUCUACCCGGUGAAAGGGCCAUGAAAUUUGACAUGCCUGUGUUUCAUAAAAGAGCACUUCAUUUUAUCUCAGAUAACACUCCUUACAUUACAAAAUCAAGUCCUUUUUAUAAGCCAUAUAUAAUGUCUUAUAAUUUAGAGAAUGGAAAUUCAAAAAUGCUUAAGUUGCCGUGGAAAGCUAUAAAAGAUUGUCAUGACUGUAACAUGGGCAUAUUCAAUUGGGGCAAAGUUUCAAGCUCAAAUCAAUCCAUUUGCUUGGUGAAAUUGAUGAAAUUUGUUUUUACCGUGUGGUGUUUAAGCGAUUAUGAAUCAAGUAUUUGGCAAAGGGUUUUGAAAAUAAGAGUGAAAACAUUGGGAUUAAAGGAGAAAUAUCCUAAUGUUACCGGAUUUAUGAUUAUGAAUGGUCAUCUUUUAGUUUUUGCAACAGAAAAAAAUGUUUAUAGUUGUGAUUUGGGUGAUGAAAAGUUUAUGAUGGUCCAAGAAAUAGGUCAACACAACUGUGGACUUCACCCUCGCUUUAUCCCAUACUCAAAUACUCUUCGUCCAUGUGGAACUAAUGCUCGGGAUAUGUCUUAUUAA